GAGUAAAGGGAAUGUGAGUUUUGUAUUUUGUUGUAUACAUAAUCUCGAAAAAUCCAUAAAAUUGGUUUAAAAAUUAACUAAAAACGUACAAGUAUGUUAAAUUUGUGAGAUACUAAUAGUAAGAACUGCAUUACAUGUGAUUUACUAGUAGAUUAAAACUCAAAUAGCAAUCACGAAGUGUUUAAGCAUAAAGGAGUGUUUAAAUAGCCUUAUUUCCUUGAAUACUGGUGGUGAAUUUGUAAAUACCAAUCUUAAGGUUAGUUUUGUUUUUCUCAGAUCCCUCCAAGAUGGGUAAGAUAAUGAAGCCGGGUAAAGUAGUGCUGGUCUUAAGUGGCCGGUACGCGGGUCGCAAGGCUAUCGUAGUCAAGAAUUACGACGAAGGUACCUCCGACAAGCCGUACGGGCAUGCUUUCGUCGCUGGUAUCGACAGGUACCCCCGGAAAGUGCACAAGAGGAUGGGAAAGAAUAAAAUCCACAAGAGGUCCAAGAUAAAGCCUUUCGUGAAGGUUGUAAACUAUAAUCACUUGAUGCCAACACGUUAUACAGUUGACUUCAGCUUUGAAAAAUUCAGCGCAAAAGACCUGAAAGACCCUGCAAAACGUAAGAAGCUGCGUUUCAACACGCGAGUACGUUUUGAAGAGAGGUACAAAAGUGGGAAGAACAAGUGGUUCUUCCAGAAGCUUAGGUUCUAAGUGUAAUUUUAAAAGAAAAUAAACGUUACGUGAGUAAUGAA
This is a messenger RNA of Bombyx mori (domestic silkworm), 733 nucleotides long. It is a transcript of the gene RpL27, whose product is annotated as ribosomal protein L27. Gene Ontology annotation, biological process: translation. The transcript is spliced from 3 exons. Bases 288 to 692 code for a protein of 134 amino acids. Gene Ontology annotation, molecular function: structural constituent of ribosome. Lineage: Eukaryota; Metazoa; Arthropoda; Insecta; Lepidoptera; Bombycidae. Gene Ontology annotation, cellular component: cytosolic large ribosomal subunit; ribosome. The record is from RefSeq and is a predicted model, not a curated record.